AUGUUGUGUCCUGAUGUUGAAGGAACAGUGACAGUAUCAGGGUGGGGAGAUGUCGGCGUGCCCAAUCAACAGCCUCUGACUCUCCAAUGUAACUACACUCUGAGUCCCGGGGAGAAUGUGACAGAGUUCCGCUGGAGCAGAGUGGAGGGUGGCAAAACUGUGGACAUAGUCAGGGGCACAGUGGAUCCACCUACAGCUACAUUCAUCGACUCCUGGAAGAACAAGGGAUGGUUUGCUGGUGACUACACAUCCUCUCUGGGCAUCGUACUGGAAGCUAUUCAUGUGACAUCCAGUUAUGCAGGGACAUACAGGUGUACUGUGCGUGGGAUGUCCGGUGCUGCUGCUGAUGUGGAUGUUGCUGCUUCCAUACUGACUCUUGCACCAGAUGAUGUGCGCCUCCUCAUGGGUGAUGUGGUGACCUUGACCUGCAGUGUGACCUCUGAUACAUCAAAUGCAUCUAACAUGUAUUUCACAAAGAGACAUCAAAAUGAUAACACCACACUUCAUAAGUGGAACAUGUGCCAUAACAUACCUAGGAAGACGAGAUACAUGCAGAAACCAGUCAGCAGUCAGCAUGUAAAAGUAAUCAACUCUACGACCAUUCAACUUCAGUACAAGACCAAGGUAUGA
This is a messenger RNA of Haliotis rubra (blacklip abalone), 630 nucleotides long. RefSeq lists its product as uncharacterized. The record is from RefSeq and is a predicted model, not a curated record. The transcript is spliced from 2 exons. The coding region runs from base 1 to 630 and encodes 209 amino acids. Lineage: Eukaryota; Metazoa; Mollusca; Gastropoda; Lepetellida; Haliotidae.